GCCACGGUGAUCAGCCUGACUGUGAUGAAGGCUGGUCAGUUCGGCCGGAUAUCAAACAACGUUGAUGAAUUCCGACCAGUGAGAGGGCGUCUGAGCGCGAGGAUGACCAAAGGCGAUCCAGCAAGUAGAUCCAAUCUCGACUGGGAACUGAGCGCACAGACUCACAGUGGCCAAAUAGAUCUCGCAGCAGCAGUGCGAGCAUCAGCACCAACCUCUAUCAGGAAGUUGAGUCAGGCCAACCUCACCGGACCUUGAUUUGGUAGUGGAUCCUUGGGCCUUUCCAGAAGGCCCAGGUAAGGCGGUGGUUGAAAGUUGGUGUCUUGCUUCUUCAAGUUGUUUUGACUUGUUCGUCGUGAAGAUGCCGCCCCGCAGGAGCCCCACGAGGAUGAGACCGGGUAAGGCGUAUCGACUUUGUAUCUGGAAAGUAGAUAGCAGGUAUUCUGGUAGUGUUUAGUAGAUAGUAGUCUUGGGGUUCAGGCAUGGAAUGAGGCGGGG
Molecule: messenger RNA, 495 nt
Organism: Aspergillus welwitschiae
Lineage: Eukaryota; Fungi; Ascomycota; Eurotiomycetes; Eurotiales; Aspergillaceae
Exons: 1
Coding region: 25-255 (76 amino acids)
Source: RefSeq, a predicted model, not a curated record